AUGGCGAUCGAGUCGUUUAUAGGCAGUCGGAUAUCGAUCACGACGAACUCGGAUCUGCGCUAUGAGGGCCUUCUCUUCGACCUCAACAGCGAAGACGCCGUGAUAGUGCUCCAAAACGUGCAGUGCAUGGGCACUGAGAACCGCACGAGCAAUGUAAUCCCCCCGUCGAACCGUAUACACGACUACAUGGUGUUCAAGGGCGAGGACAUCAAGGACCUGGGCGUUUGCGAACUGAAGAAGGAGCACCCGCCGGAGUACGGCACGUUCAACGACCCUGCUAUACAAGGCAUCUACUUCAAUAACCAUUUCGGCCAGCCGGGCGGACCGGGCCCGGGGCCCAUGUAUGGCCCUCGGGAUGGCCCCGGCGGGCAGGGAUUCGGAGUCAUGCCGCCGCCACCACCACCGCCGAUGAUGGGGGGCCCGAUGAUGCAUCCUAUGGGCUCGCCCAUGUACAUGCCGCCCGGACGUGGGAUGUACAUGGGACCUCCUAACAUGCCGGGGCCCAUGAUGAUGCCGCCCAUGGGCCGUCCCAUGGGAGCCCCGCCGAUGCACGAUGGGUCUUUUGGCGGCCCCGAAUGCCGGCAACCGCCCUCGAGCCCGUAUUGGCAUGAGCCGGGCUCAUUCUACGGCGGCAUGCCGACCGGUAUGCCACAUCGGGAUAUCAUGCAUCCGGGGAGCGCGGACAAGAGACUGCCUGGGCCCAUGUUCAUGGACUCAUCUCCGCCUCACCAGCCCGAGGCAGACAGCGGCCGGUUUGACCUAGGGGAGUUCGACUUCGGCCCUGACCCGUUUGCUGAGGGCGAUGCGCUCGGUCGCGAGGAAAGUAACUCCCCCGCUCCCCUACCCGACAGCGGUCGCCCCGACCCACUCGACGUAGAGAAACGUGAGGAAGAGCUCCCGACAUCGGAGCCGCACCAGCUGAUGACGCCAACGAAGCGCGAGCACAAGGGCCCUCCUUCAGUGAAAAAUUUCAACAUCAUCAAGGCCGAGCAACUGCUGGCCAGUCUCGGCGCCGCAGAUGUGAAGGAGGACGUGGGACCAUCGCAAACAAAACCCAACGCCCUAGUCGCGGAUGUAAAACAAGGCAAGCCUGAAAAGGCUGCAGCGGUUGCGCCAAAGGAGGAGAAGGACCUUAGGCCCUUCUAUGACAAGAAGAGCUCCUUCUUCGACAACCUGUCCAGCGACAUCCACGGCGACAAGAAAAUGCUACGGAAGGAGAGGCAGAAGCAGCACGAAAUCAAUGUGGACACCUUCGGCGCGGACAGUGUCCGCCGCACCCAGAACAACAGAGGUCGCGGCCGUGGCGACCGCCGGGGCGGCGGCGAACGCAAGAGGCGGGAUAGCUGGAACAACGAGCGGGGUGAACGCGGAAAUGCCAACAAGGGAUCAUCGGGAGCUAAGGCGUCUGAGAAAGCUAAGGCGCCAGAGGCCGAUGUGCCCGCACCCGCUCCCGCUGCUGAGGAAUGA
Molecule: messenger RNA, 1467 nt
Organism: Babesia bigemina
Lineage: Eukaryota; Apicomplexa; Aconoidasida; Piroplasmida; Babesiidae
Exons: 4
Coding region: 1-1467 (488 amino acids)
Molecular function (GO): RNA binding
Source: RefSeq, a predicted model, not a curated record